This is a messenger RNA of Magallana angulata, 1615 nucleotides long. Its product is annotated as adhesion G-protein coupled receptor D1-like. Gene Ontology annotation, molecular function: G protein-coupled receptor activity. The record is from RefSeq and is a predicted model, not a curated record. Lineage: Eukaryota; Metazoa; Mollusca; Bivalvia; Ostreida; Ostreidae. The transcript has 12 exons. Bases 130 to 1197 code for a protein of 355 amino acids. Gene Ontology annotation, cellular component: membrane. Gene Ontology annotation, biological process: cell surface receptor signaling pathway; adenylate cyclase-activating G protein-coupled receptor signaling pathway.
UGGGGAUGUGCCGAGGAAAGGUGUGGUAGUCCAGAGGUGUGAAAUAGUAACGAACCAGGAAAAAGACGCUGAUAUUCUGAAUCUCAGAAGUGGUUAUCUGACAGAGGAAGUGACGUCAUAUCCACCAAUAUGGCGAGUUAUACAUUUCUAAUGGACGUCGGCAAUGCUACGCUCACGGAGUCAGAGGUUGCCUCCAUGGUCAAACUUUCUGUAACCGGAAGUGGAUUUUCAUUGGUCGGAACCAUGCUGUCCCUCUGUCUUAUAUGUUUUUUGCCAGUCACAUCCGAUGGGAUGUUCAUUCUGAUCAAUUUGAAUAUUUCGCUUAUUGGAGCACAGCUAGCACUGAUCGGAGCGGAAAAUUCAUUUGAGAGCAGACUUGUGUGUAGAACAGCCACGGCCGUAAUCCAUUACUUCUUUCUGACGCUCCAGUUCUGCUCGCUCUCCUUUGGACUUCAUCUCCUGUCAAAGCUGAGAUCGGUGACCAUUCUGGAGCGGUUCCACAGGCGGGUGGUGGUGCUGGCGGUGUGUUGGGUGCCCGCUAUGGUGGUGGUCGGUCUGACGGCAACCCUGAGGGGCGACAGCUACGGAUCGGGGUCUCUCUGCUGGUUGACCCCUGAGCAGGGAACCCGAUGGGCCUUUGUUGGCCCCACUCUGGCAAUACAAUUAGUGAAUCUCAGCAUAUUUGGGUUAAUCAUGGCCACGAGAUUUGCAAUGGACGUCAAACGAGAUUACAAACUUCGGCGUGUUUUAAAGAAUCAGUUGUUGACCGCUGUGUCUCUGGUUCCGGUCCUUGGGCUAAUGUGGACUCUGGGUUUGGCCACCACCCUUGGCGUCGCCAAGUCUGUCCAGUACAUGUUUGUGGCCUUCUGUUCCACACAGGGUAUGUGUAUAUUUCUUGGUCACGUAAUUACCAAUGGUCACGUGAGAAAGUUGCUAUGCGUCAAGAUGAAGCCUGAGAAUGAUAAUGAAGAGGAAGCUUCCAUAACUAACGGCAUCAGCAAUGACGUCACAAACGUGUCCCAGAUUUCUGAAAUGGUGGAAUUGCCAAGAGGUGGAGUAAGUUCUGGUGAGAAAGACAAGGAGAAACAGAGAAGCCAGUCUAUAGCGGAUACACAGGUUACCUCCCGGAACCUGCUGAAUGUCCCCGAGGGAAAAUGUCGGCUCCGCACCCCACGGCAUAGUCUAAACAAAAUUUAAACCUCACUAAAGACCCGAGUGGACACCUGAAGUCUAACACCUUCACGACUGAGAGCACCACAUACGAAAUAUCUGGUUAGGCGAAGAUCGUCCCGGAGGCAUAGUACACGACUCCUACAAGAACUAUACAAGUUGCUGUCCUUUAAAAAAGGACUACAAUACGUGGACCAUUUGCAUGUGUUUCCAAGGAAAACGUGAAAGCCUUAAGAUUAUCAGAGAUUCCACCGACUCUAGCCCUCUGCUUUUAAUCACUCAAUUUGUACGUUGUAUUACGUAUACAUGUAUGUAUAGCCCAGACUUUUUCUCUUAGAAUUUAAAGGAUUCUUUCUUCUAAAAUAAUUAUGAUCUAUCUAUGAAUGAAGUUUGCAUGUAUAGUAUCAGGCAUUUGGUGAAUUCUACUAUUUUCGCACACAUUACG